AUGGCGCGGCAAGCAAGCUGGAGGGCGUUCGCCUUGCUGGCGGCGCUGCUGCUCGCGUGCGUCGCGGGGUGCCAUGCGGAGCUCAAGGUCACGGAGCUCGAACACAAGGUCGACGCCACCGGAACCGGGACGUUCCUCGUCGUAGGGGACUGGUAUCGUCUCGAGAACGCCGGGGACGGCGCUGAGUCGUCGUUCGUGGCCUGCCGAGAGGGCCGGGGGCGCGUCACCGCCGUCAUCGGCGUCCUGAACCGCGACGCGGAGGACCUCGUGAAGCAGGGGCUCACCGGGUACGAGAACACGGCCGGCUGGCUCCCCACGAAGCCGUGGGAGCCGCCGGCCGAGCGGGCGCGGGCCGGCCUGGUGUGUCGCACCGUCGAGCUGCCGCGCCCCGUGAAGCCCGGAGGCAAGGCCAGCGUGCGCGUGAUCUGGACGGUUUCGGACGCGCUGGAGGCGCUGCCGAAGCAGAUCAGCGUCCACGAGGUCCCGAAGUUCACCGCCGAGGACAGCACGGUGCCUCCGUCGCCGUACGUCGUGGUGAAGCUGAAGACGCACGUGUCGCUCCCGAGCGGGCCGGAGUCGCGCUCGGAGGCGCACUUCAAGAAGGGCAUCGAGGGCGAACUCCAUUACGAGGUCAAGGACGAGAUUGCGCCGUGGUCGCGCGAGCCGUUCGACGCGCACUUCGAGUUCCCGUCCCCCGGCCUCGUCCGCGCGGGCCGCAUCGUCCGCGAGAUCUCCGUCUCGCACUGGGGCGAGGUGCAGACCAGCGAGUGGGUCGACCUCGUCAACGUCGGGCCCCCGCUCGUCGGGGAGUUCUCCCGGCUCGACCUCGGCGCGAACGCCGACCGCCCGGGCGCCGGCGCCGCCUCCGUCGGCGUCACGGCCGUCGUCCCGGGCACCGCAUACAACUUCUACUUCCGCGACGAGAUCGGCAACGUGUCGUCGUCGUCCGUGACGCCGUACGCGCAGGGCGACGGCUACGUCGCGGCCAUCCAGCUGCGGUACCGGUUCCCGCUCAUGGGCGGCUGGGCCACGCGCUUCAACUUUGGGUAUGCGCUGGACCUGGGGGAGGUCGUGAGCAAGCUGAGCACGGGGCCGCAGCGGUACGGGGUGUCGGUGCCGCUCGGGACGCCGAUCCGCGCGGUGGAGGUCGGGGAGAUGGAGACGCGCGUCGUGCUGCCGGAGGGCGCGGCGGUGGUGGAGGCGACGACGGUGCUGGCCACGGGGAUGCUCGGGGGGGUCUCCCAGGAGGCUGACGUCAAGUACACGUACCUCGACACGGUCGGGCGGCCCGUCGUCGUCCUGCGCGUGCGCGACCUGCACCCGGACCUCACUGCGGUGCCCAUCAACAUCACGUAUGACUUGCCGCCGGCGACGCUGCUCCGGGAGCCGCUGGUGCUGUCGGCGGCUGUGCUGGUGGUGGGCCUGCUGGCGAUCGGGAUCGGACGCACGUCGCUGUCGCUGGCGCCCAAGGGUGGCAAGGCGGACUGA
Molecule: messenger RNA, 1488 nt
Organism: Pedinophyceae sp. YPF-701
Lineage: Eukaryota; Viridiplantae; Chlorophyta; Pedinophyceae
Source: the annotation of a GenBank genome assembly